AUCUCUGUGCUGCGCAAUAAGAAGAGGACUGUGUGACUGGGAUCCAAAGAACCCACGUGGAUGAUUGAGACUCCGAGUAUGAAAAAUCCUUUGAGAUACUCUUAAUGUAAACAAGAAAUUCUCCUGCAAAAAUUCUGCUAACCGUGCUGUUAAAAUGCCAAAUUGCAUAGUGAAGGAUUGUCGCCACAAAAGUGGACAAAAGAUUCAAUACCCAGAUGUCGUCCUUCACCCUUUUCCAAAUAACAUAAAUAUGAUAAAGAACUGGCUGUUACAGACUGGUCAGGACUUUGGAGAUAUUGAUGUCCUUGCAGAUAAAAUUCUGAAAGGAAAGAAAGCCGCAAACUUCCGAAUGUGCUCGUGUCACUUUACAAGAGACAGCUAUAUGGCUAGGGGUUCAAAAACGACCUUAAAACCAAAUGCUAUCCCAACCAUUUUUCCUGUAAUACUGCCAACUACUGUUCCUAGCUCGAUAUUGCCAACAGUGAAGAGACAGAGAGUAGAAGACGAAGCCCCAUCCACCUCUGCUACUGUUGUCCGUAUUGUUUCAAAACUUGUCACAGUGCAUACACAAACUGAUGAUCGAGUUUUCCAAAGAGACGCGUCAGUCAAUACGUACAACUGGCCAAUACAUGUAAAUGUUGCUACUCAGACUGAUCCACCAGUGGAGACUGAAGUUUUAGAAACUGAAAACAGAAGUGGAUCUCAAGAAGAAAAGGGUUGUGGUGCUGAGAAGGACCAUUUAUAUCAAACAACAUCCACUAAAAAAGUAAUCAAAAAAUCUUCCAAAACAAAUAAAGAUAAACCAACCGUACAGGAGCAAGCAUGCAAUACUCUUGAAUCCUUUAAAUAUCUAGAAGACCCUUUGGAUCCAUCAUUUGAUGAUUCUCCUGAAACGUCAUUUCAUGAGCCCAAUACAAAUGCUGUACAAAGAAACUUUGUAAAACAGAAAAAAUUUAUUGUUUUUGAAGACUCCUUGGAUAGACUUCUUACUCUUGUUCGUUGCCAGCACUCACAGCUGCCACCUUGUCAAGCACCAGUUAGUCACAUAAAAAAAAAAGUAGACGGAAGCAUGCUAACUGUGCAUUUAACAUGCUUAAAUGGCCAUAAAUCAUCAUGGAAUACCCAACCAGCGUUUGGAAAUGUAUCCAUUGGCAAUGUUUUAAUGGCCUCCGCAAUUCUACUAAGCAGUGUUUCAUUUGAGAAAGUUCUAGAAAUGUUUAAUAUUUUUGGAAUACCAGCAAUCUCACCUAAGACAUACCAUGAAUAUCAAGGGGCGUAUAUUUUUCCAGCAGUGGACUAUCAGUGGAGGCUUGUUGAAAGCAAGAUAAAAAAGGAAUUGGCAGAAGAUCCAGUUGUAGUGGCAACAGGUAGGCAGGUUGUCGAUCUUGGGCAUUCCAAUAAGUACUGUAUAUCGUCCAUGAUGGAUGUGAUGUCCAAAAAUUGUCUCUUUCAAAAUUAAACCCUUUGGUCCAGAAAGCACAUUAGUGGAAACGGAGAGACACACAUUUCAAGCCUGUCUUGAUCAACUAAUUGAUGAGAAGUUGGACAUCAAAAUAAUUGCCACCGAUCAGCAGGUCGGAAUGAGAAAACUCAUGGAGAUAAAAUAUCCACGUAUUGACCACCAGCUGGAUGUGUGGCAGCUUUGCAAAUGCCUGGCCAAAAAAUUAAAGGUGGCAAGUACAAAACGGAAUUGUGACAGCAUAGCCAGUUGGAUUGAUUCCAUCACAAAACAUCUCUGGUGGUCUGCCCAAACCUGCCAACAAAACACUGAUCUUUUGAUUGAUAAAUGGAAAUCGGUUCUUUUCCAUGUUGCAAAUGUGCACAGUUUCGAUUCACUGAAACUCUACAAACAGUGCCAGCAUGGAAGCAUUUCAUAUGAGGAUCAAUUGAACACAGAUUGGAUUCAUUGCAAUCAUCCUGCUCACUCAGCCCUGGUUGAAAUAGUCAAUGAUCCCGUUAUGCUCGAUGAUAUUAAAAAGAUAGAAAAAUUCUGUCACACCAGAGAUUUGGAGGCUUUUCACAGCACAAUUGAGAAAUUGCAGUCCGAUCACGUAUCUUUGAGUACUGAUGAGCUAUAUGUGCGCACGGUACUGGCUGCUUUAACAUACAAUUGGAAUGUGACCGGAUCGCCGACCUCCAUCAUACAGCCAGACACAUCUUUUUUGAAUAUUGGAGAAAACUUUAAAAGUCAGUGGGUGUCCAAAUAUGAGUAUUGUGAAAGUUCCCUCUCAAAUAUAAUGUUAGACACUGUGAAAAUCUUGUUUGGCCAUCGGGAAAAUAAAUGGAGCUCAGCAUCGAACUUUCUUCCUAAAACAGUAUCCUGCAAAGCAGAGGACUAAAGGCUGUUGUAAUAUGGGAACCUUCAUUAAAACUAGGAAACCUUAGGAAAAAUCCUAUAGAUUGGUUUGAUUUACAAGAAUUAAAAAUGCAGUUGUUUUUGAAUUGAUAUUGAAAAUACAUGUUUAUAAAAAAAAAAGUGUAAAUGUUAGAUUUUAUGUUUUAACUAUGUUCUUUAUAAUUAGGAAAAACUCCUAUAGAUCGGUUUGAUUUACAAGAAUUAAAAAUGCAGUUAUUUGUGAAUUGAUAUUGAAAAUACACUUGUUCAUAAAAAAAAGUAUAAAUGUUAGAUUUCAUGUUUUAACUAUGUUCUUUAUUAUUAGUUGUAUAUUAUAAUGCAGCAUACAUACAUAGACUACAUGUAGUGACAGAUGCAAACAAAUCUUCCAAAUAAAAAAAAA
Molecule: messenger RNA, 2738 nt
Organism: Xenopus laevis (African clawed frog)
Lineage: Eukaryota; Metazoa; Chordata; Amphibia; Anura; Pipidae
Source: RefSeq, marked predicted